CUCCCGGCGUCUGAAUCCCUGUCGGCGCAAUCUCGGCUCAUUUUCUCUAAGCAAUACAAGUUCACGGACGAGCUACCUAGCCAGCCCUCCUCUCCCGUCAUGGACCUCCCAGGCUGCUGCGCGCCGCCCGCCCUUUGAGGAGGCUCCCUCGCCCCGCGCGGCGGCGGAGGAGGAGGAGGAAGAGAGAAGGAGGAGGAGGCGGAGGAGGAGGAGGCGGAGGAGGAGAAGGGGAGGAAGGCGCGGCCCCAGUCGCCGCUGCCCAGCCGCCGUCCCGCAGAGCGCUGGCCGCCGGUCGCCGCGGCGGCAGGAGGCGCGCAGCCCCCUCCACUUCCCCGCGGCCGCCCGCAUGGCGGCGGCGAGCCGGAGCGGCGGCGGCGGGGCGCUGGGCAUGGGGCGGCGGCGGCGGGGGGCGCUGCCGGAGCCGGCGGGCGGCUGCUCCCGCUGCCUGGCGGCGGCGCUGCCGCUGCUGCUGCUGCUGCUGCCCGCCGGGUGCCCGGUGCGGGCGCAGAACGACACGGAGCCCAUCGUUCUGGAGGGGAAGUGCCUGGUGGUGUGCGACUCCAGCCCCUCGGCCGACGGCGCCAUCACCUCCUCCCUGGGGAUCUCGGUGCGCUCCGGCAGCGCCAAGGUGGCCUUCUCGGCCACCCGCAGCACCAACCAUGAACCCUCUGAGAUGAGCAACCGCACCAUGACCAUCUACUUCGACCAGGUAUUAGUUAAUAUUGGCAACCAUUUUGAUCUUGCUUCCAGUAUAUUUGUAGCACCAAGAAAAGGGAUAUAUAGUUUCAGUUUCCAUGUGGUCAAGGUCUAUAACAGACAAACCAUCCAGGUAAGUUUAAUGCAAAAUGGCUACCCAGUGAUUUCAGCUUUUGCAGGGGAUCAGGACGUCACCAGAGAAGCAGCCAGCAAUGGGGUCUUGCUCCACAUGGAAAGAGAAGACAAAGUGCAUCUCAAACUGGAAAGGGGUAACCUCAUGGGAGGGUGGAAAUAUUCAACCUUUUCUGGCUUCUUAGUCUUUCCACUAUAAAAGAAGGCCAAAUAGGAGACAGAUCCAUGAGCCGGAGCAAGGAUUCAAUCGUUAAUGACACCCCGAUCUUGGCAGCAGACGACAAUAUUUCCAGUCACCCUGUCAGACUGUCAUGGUAGAAGAAUGAUAACCUUCUAAACUCCAACAUUUGCUUUGAAUAUUGACAAUUCCUCGGGAACCUGCGCCUCUAAUUAGUUUUAGACAGUGAUCUUUAGGAGAAAUGAAAUUAUCGACCUGAGCAAUUUGUACCUGUGAUUGUAAAGUCAAUUUCGGAUUUUAUUGUUGGGAUCAUUGACUUUUUAAUUCUUUUUUUUUUUCCCUCUCUCUUUCAUUUUUUUCCUCUUUUUCUUUCUCUUGUUGUUGUCCAAUGAGACAAAUAACUUGGACCACACAAUUGAUUUGUCAGAGGCUCAGUCUAGAGCCAGAAGAAUGAAGUGUUCAGCCCAAUGAGGUGUUCUUCCCAUACUUUAUUUCUCUGUGUUGUAUAGCCUUAAGGAAAAAAAAAGAAAAAAGAAAAAAAAAAAAGAAAAAAGGAAAAAAAAGUUAAAAAAAAAAGCUUCAGUUUCAGUCCUGUAUUUUUCUGGGGGAGGGGGAUUCUGGACAUUACUGUGUCAAGAAGUGCUUUAUCCAGUGAAGCAAAAUUUGCACGAUUGGAACCUUAUUUGUUUUGUGUUGUUCGUGUUUUUCAUUGAGUUUCUUUUUCCUGAUUUUUGUUUGUGUGUGCUAAAAAUGUAAGCUAGAUUGAUCAAUAAGACAAAACAAAGCACAUAUAUACCCUGUAGCUCUAAGUAAAGCUAACCAGUGAACAAUUCUGUCUGCACUUUCCAGCUGAUCUUUAUAGACCUAUUUAGAGAGAGAGAGAAAGAGCGAGAGAGCUACAUGAUCCUUCAAUUACAAUCUGGAAACCGGUAAAGGAACUGACAUUUCUGAAUUGUCCUGACAUUUCUAGAAGCAACAAUGGAGGCUUUGAAUAUCUACUCUGACCAUACCCUGAAAUAUAUCCUUUCUUUGCAUUACUGAGUGCAUUUUGAGUGCUUUUAUCUGAUAUUUAUUUGAUGUAUUUGUCCACUAAUGCUCGAGUACGCAUUGUGGGAGCACAGAGAGAUGGCAGAGCAAACUCUUCCAAAUCAAAUAAAAUCAUCUCCACUUGACCUGUCCAUAGCAAGUAUCGGAGGAGCUGAUGCUAGCAUCGUUGACAGCCUUUGGGAGAGGAGCCUCAGAGGACCAGCAAACGCACCAGAAGUUGCAUGGGUGCCUUGUAUUUGUUAGCCGUGUGUGCUCUUCCCAGUACAAAUGGCCUCAGAUUUCGGGGGGUGGACCAACGUCGAUAUUGGAGGUUAGAAAAAUUUAUUACCCCAAUUCACAAGAGGUAAAAUAUCAGGCCAAUGUCAGUUGCAUCAUUUUGCCGCAUUCUCAAUAAGCAGACCCCAUUUUUUUCACUUUUUUUACAAAGGUUGUUGUAUUAGACAGUGUGCUGAGGGAAACCUUGCUUGAGGACAUCCAGGAAGAAUGUUUAUAUUAUUUUAUGUAGUUUUUAUCUUCAUUUAUUUAAUUUAAAAUAAUUCAUCUUGAUAUUAAUCCUGCAAGGGUGGAUGUGUAUAAGAAUUUAUUUUUGUCAAAUUUACUCCUCUGCCACAAAUAUAAUGCAAAGGCAUUUGCAGCAAAUUGGUGGUAGCUAUGUUGUAUUUCAAAAUUGUGGUGGACAUGUCAUUUGCAUUGUAAAUUUAUCAUUAAAGGGGCAAAGUCAAUUAAAGUCAUAUAUUCUUAAAAAAAACCCUUAUCUGUGUU
Strigops habroptila (Kakapo) is the source of this 2815-nucleotide messenger RNA. RefSeq names its product cerebellin 2 precursor (gene CBLN2). Lineage: Eukaryota; Metazoa; Chordata; Aves; Psittaciformes; Psittacidae. The record is from RefSeq and is a predicted model, not a curated record. Bases 347 to 1027 code for a protein of 226 amino acids. Gene Ontology annotation, molecular function: protein binding. The transcript is spliced from 5 exons.